AGGCCAGUCUGCGAAGCUCGGUAGUCGGUGAUGGUCAAGCUGUAGCUCAGAGUACAGGCGGAUCAAGACUCUCGUUCCCCGUGCUCAAAGUCUGACGUGACACGGCCGAAAGUUCGGUAAAAAAAGUACGAACACAUCCCACACUUGGCACAGAUAUCGGACCAUCAUGGACCCCUGGACGAUACUCUCAACGAUAUUAGUCGGAGCAGUGGUCCUAUACUUGUUCUACGUCAGGAACUAUUCCUAUUUCAAGAGGCAUGGUAUCCCUUACGUUACGCCGUUGCCGAUAUUCGGAAACAUGGCGAAAGUGGUUUUCAAGAAGGAAUCGAUGAUGCACGCGAUACAAAGGACCUACAAACUCAACCCUGACGCGAAGUACGUCGGUUUCUACUACUUCGGAACUCCGGUUAUUUUGCUGAGGGAUCCCGAACUGCUGAAACUCAUCGCCAUCAAGCACUUCGACGUUUUUCCAAACCGAAAAAUGUUCGCCGAUUUUCCGGCGGAACCCUUGUUACGAAGAACUCUGUUCACGCUGCAUAAUGACGAGUGGAGGACCAUGCGAUCGCUUUUGAGCCCGGCGUUCAGCGCCGGUAAGAUGAAAAUGAUGUUCGAGAUAGUGAGAGAGUGUGGAACCAAUUUCGGCGAGUACAUGGCGAAUCGGCGAGUGCAACCUGAAGGUUUCGACAUGAAAGACGUUCUCAAAAGAUACACCCUCGAUGUGAUCGCGUCUACGGCGUUCGGACUAUCCACAAAUUCCUUGGAGGAGCCUGAUAACAAGUUCUACGAGGUGGGGGUCAAAGUCACUGAUUUUUUCAGUUACCUCCAGAUCAUCAGGGUUUUCAUAUUAAGGAGCUUUCCCAGCGUAGCUCGGUUAUUUAACAUUAAAUUUGUCGACGGUGAAUCGGCGAAUUUCUUCAAAAAUGUCAUAAAGAACACCAUAGAAACACGCGACAGAGAAGGAAUCGUCAGACCAGAUAUGAUUCACUUAUUGAUGCAGGCGAGAGACAAGCAGGACAAAUUGACCCCGACUUUAGACGAUAUGACCGCCCAAGGACUGAUGUUCCUCAUGGCCGGACUGGAAGGUUCGACGGUGGCGAUGUGCUUCGUCGCCCAGAUCCUUGCACUAGAACCCGAAGUUCAGAAGAAACUGCACGCUGAAAUCGAUGAGGUUCUGAAAGAGAAUCCUGAAAGAGUGUCAUACGAACAAAUAAACGCGAUGAAGUACCUGGAAGCUGUGAUCAGCGAGAGCCUGAGGGUGUUUACAACUAAUUUCCUAGUGGAUCGAGUUUGCACCGAAGAGUUCACUCUACCCCCCGCGUUACCCGGGCUCGAACCACUGCGAAUCCAACCCUCGCAAAACCUUUGGAUUCCGAUAUAUUCCAUACAUCGUGACGAAAAGAAUUUUCCAAACCCGGAUAAAUUCGACCCGGAACGGUUCAGCGACGAAAACAAAAGUAACUUCAACUCCUCGGCCUACAUUCCCUUCGGAUUGGGCCCUAGAAUUUGUGUUGCGAGUCGUUAUGCUCUGAUGCUGGUUAAACUCGCCAUUUUCAACUUGCUCGCCAAGUGCGAUUUGCUACCAGGCACCAAGACCCAUCCGAGAAUCGAGUACAAAACCGACGCUUUCGCCCUAGAGCCCCAAGGUGGCUUCUGGUUGAAAGUUCAACCAAGAAAAUGAUGUGCUACUGCGGUAACAGAACUAGACUGCCAAAUACAAAUUUUCAUAUUCGUUCAUAGAUAUUCCAUUCCCACCUGUUAGGGUAGGUCAAUGAAUUUUGAUCGUUUAUUCCAAUGGAGAUCUUUGGUGUCGCAUGAAGAAAGAACGAAGAAGAAACGAUUCGAGGCUGUACAAGUUUUGGAUGAGGAUUUUCCCAAAUUUGAUAAAAAAUAAAAUGAAAUAUCACGAUAUAUGCGAUUCCUGUGGCGCGAGGAACCCUUUUUAUUAGUUAAUUUGAGGAAAUAAAGUUCCAGAAUUUCCUCAG
This is a messenger RNA of Athalia rosae (coleseed sawfly), 1982 nucleotides long. Its product is annotated as cytochrome P450 9e2-like. The coding region runs from base 167 to 1678 and encodes 503 amino acids. The record is from RefSeq and is a predicted model, not a curated record. Gene Ontology annotation, molecular function: heme binding; oxidoreductase activity, acting on paired donors, with incorporation or reduction of molecular oxygen; iron ion binding. Lineage: Eukaryota; Metazoa; Arthropoda; Insecta; Hymenoptera; Athaliidae. The transcript has a single exon.